Molecule: messenger RNA, 633 nt
Organism: Macrosiphum euphorbiae (potato aphid)
Lineage: Eukaryota; Metazoa; Arthropoda; Insecta; Hemiptera; Aphididae
Source: the annotation of a GenBank genome assembly
AUGGAGAUUAUAGCAACUAGUUAUGAUACACAAAAGUUUUUCUCGUUGACAAAUAAGCAAUGGGAAAUGUGCAGGGAGGUACAAUCAUAUUAUACACUUUGUAAAAAUAGUCAACCGGUCCAUCAUAAAUCUAAGUCAAGAAUAUGUGAAAUUUCGCUCAUGUUAAAACCACAGAACUUCCCCGAUACUUGCAAUAUAAAACUUGUGACAACAAAUGCAUCUGUGUGGAACCGACUCCCUCAAUCAAAUGCUUGGUUAUUCUACACACAAUCUGAUAUAAUAACAAUAUACUGCGAAAAUCCAGCCAGAACAUUUACUUUUGAGAUUUAUGGUGUAGGUCGAUUGACUAUUAUCACAGCAUGUAACAUACACACGGAUAAAACAUUAUUACUACCCUCUAAUCACAUAAGAGCAAACUCUUAUGCUGAUUUAGUUCCCGGAAAUUCUAAAUUUAAUGUCAAACACUCUUUUACAAAAUUGUUAAAUUCACUAAUACCCCAAAGUAUUAUCAAUGUAAAGAUCAUAAAAGAUCUCACUGAAUUCACACACAGCUUACAAGAAUUAAAUACUUUAGAGAAACUACCCUUAGAACCUCCAAGUUGUAUAAUGAUAGAUGUACAUAUAGUAAUAUAA